AUUGAGAAAAAAAAAAAAAACCUCACAUUCUUUACCCGCCAAAAGGCUGUACUUUGUUGUAUAGAAUCCCAAACAGAGAGCCUCCGUAUGCUUUCUUCAGAACCUUGAACCAUUUGACGUUCAAAGUGUCUGAGAAAAUGGGGUUUAACAGAGUUUGUUUGGGUAGAUUUUCUUCGCUCUUCUCAAGCUAUCUCCAUCCCUUCGUUCCCGUUUCUCUCUCUUCUCCUACUCGCUCACUCCCUCUUCCUAUUCAUUCCUUCUGUCACACUACUUCCGUCUCAGCUGUCCAGUCUCAACACCCAUCGACUCCUCACCGGUCCUUGCCUAUGAAGAACAGCGAAAAUCGUUGGAAACCCAUGUGUCUGUACUAUACACAAGGAAAAUGCACUAAGAUGGAUGAUCCUAUUCACCUAGAGAAGUUCAACCAUGAUUGCUCCAGGGAUCUUCAAGUUGAUGUUGCCAACUUAAACAGCAUGCACUCUCAGGAAUUAGACUAUUUUCUGGUGCUUGAUUUGGAAGGCAAAAUUGAAAUUCUUGAAUUUCCAGUAGUGAUGAUUGAUGCAAAAAACAUGAACGUCAUUGAUUUUUUCCACAGGUUUGUGAGGCCCUCAGGAAUGAGCGACCAGCGUAUAAAUGAAUAUAUUGAAGGAAAAUAUGGCAAAUUUGGUGUUGAUCGUGUCUGGCAUGAUACAGCUAUACCAUUUAAGGAUGUUGUACCAGAAUUUGAAGCUUGGUUGACUCAGCAUCAGCUGUGGGGAGAAGACUUAGGUGGCUUCCUUAACAGAGCAGCAUUUGUAACUUGUGGAAACUGGGAUCUGAAGACAAAGGUUCCUGAGCAAUGUAAAGUGUCAAAGAUAAAGCUUCCUUCAUAUUUUAUGGAAUGGAUCAAUCUCAAAGACGUAUAUCUUAAUUUCUACAAGAGGAGGGCCACGGGAAUGAUGACGAUGAUGAAGGAACUUCGGAUACCAUUAUCGGGAAGUCACCAUCUUGGAUUUGAUGAUGCAAAGAACAUAUCAAGAGUAUUGCAGCAUAUGCUUACUGAUGGUGCAGUUUUGAAUAUUACUGCAAGGAAGAAUCCUAAUCAUCCUGAAAAGACUGACUUUCUUUUGAAGGAUAGAAUAAGGUAGCUAUCUCUGGCUACGUCUUUCUUUUCAAACUGUUACUUCUUUGUUAUAUAACUUUUCUGCAAAACGGGAAAAGAACCAAAAUAAAUAAAUAAAUAAAAAAGUGACACAAA
This is a messenger RNA of Ziziphus jujuba (common jujube), 1237 nucleotides long. RefSeq lists its product as uncharacterized. The transcript has 6 exons. Gene Ontology annotation, biological process: exonucleolytic trimming to generate mature 3'-end of 5.8S rRNA from tricistronic rRNA transcript (SSU-rRNA, 5.8S rRNA, LSU-rRNA). Gene Ontology annotation, molecular function: nucleic acid binding; 3'-5'-RNA exonuclease activity. Bases 138 to 1127 code for a protein of 329 amino acids. NCBI's taxonomy places the organism in Eukaryota, Viridiplantae, Streptophyta, Magnoliopsida, Rosales, Rhamnaceae. The record is from RefSeq and is a predicted model, not a curated record.